Messenger RNA from Acanthosepion pharaonis, 510 nucleotides. The record is from the annotation of a GenBank genome assembly. NCBI's taxonomy places the organism in Eukaryota, Metazoa, Mollusca, Cephalopoda, Sepiida, Sepiidae.
AUGUUAUUCUUUCUUCUUUCUUUCGUUCUUUCUUUCUUUUUUCUUCUUUCUUUCUUUCUUUCUUUCUUUUUUCUUCUUUCUUUCUUUCUUUCUUUCUUUUUUUUUUCAUCUUUGUAUCCUAAUAAUGUUCUUAUUUCUUCUUUCCCCUCUUUCUAUCGUCCAUCUUUUUUUUCCCUUCCGUUUUCCAUAAGAUGGUUUCUUUCAAUUUUCUUCAUUUCUCUGCUUUUCCCUUUUACCUUUCAUUCUCUCUUUAUUUCCAUUCUAUUUUAUUCCAUGCUUUCAUGUGGUACUCUGUUCAUCUAUCUAUCUAUCUCUCUGUCUAUCUCAUCUGUUUAUGCAUCUAUCUAUCUAUCUAUCUAUCUAUCUAUCUAUCUAUCUGUGUGUGUGUGUGUGUUUCUAAAUUUAUUUCUUUCUCGAUAUGUUGAUGUUUGCUUGAUAGUUCCUGCCACUUUCCCAGUCUGUCUCUUUAAUUCCCAGUGUAUUGCAUAUCCGAACCUCUCCACCUGCUAA